CUCCCCCCCCUCCCCCUCAAAAACCGACUCCUCUCCCUUCCUCUCCUCUCUAUAUACAUCCAUUGCAUACUAUAAACCUUCUCUCUCUGUGUAUAUCCUACUCAAUACUCCCCCAACCCCCAAGAUUGUUACACCGCACACGUCCAUAUCUAGCUAUAUAUACAUAUUAUACCUCUUUCCCUCGCUAUCUAUUUAUAUAAAAAAAAAAAGAAGGGUUGGUUCUUUGCGAUCUCAUACUUACUGAUUUCAAAAUUCCAAUGGCAGAACACCAAGCUCACGGCCAGCACCAGCCCCGUUCCCACCAGGUUGUCAAGGCUGCCACCGCCGUCACUGCUGGCGGCUCCCUCCUCGUUCUCUCCGGCCUGACUUUGGCUGGCACCGUGAUAGCUCUCACGAUCGCUACCCCUCUUCUGGUGAUAUUCAGUCCCGUGCUGGUCCCCGCAGUGAUCACGGUGGCCUUACUGACCAUGGGGUUCCUUGCCUCGGGCGGCUUCGGGGUGGCUGCUUUGACGGUGCUCUCCUGGAUAUACAGGUACGUCACCGGGAAGCACCCGCCGGGAGCUGACCAGAUCGACCAUGCCAGGAUGAAGCUCGCCAGCAAGGCCAGGGAGAUGAAGGACCGUGCCGAGCAGUUCGGUCAGCAGCAUCUCACCACCGGCCAGCAACAACAAACUUCCUAAGAAGAGUACUGCAAGCGUGCACUGCUGGCAUGUGUGGGAAUAUUUGAAUAAAUUUGCGAGUGGUUGUGAUCGAGCUAGCGGCUGGGUUCUCUCAUCUCAUUUACGUGCAGUUUGAUCGAUCGGUGCGUGUUUACAUGCGGUGGUGUUUUGUUUUGUACUGGCUAGUGUUUCUUAUGCGUUGUUUGGUGUAUAAGUCUCUCCCGUUGGCCACAAAUGGAGAGAGCUACUCUUUUCAAUUUCUAGUUUUCAAUGUAUGGACCAUAUCGAGUGCCUGAGAGUUUUUAUCUCUUUAUGUUUCUAUAUGUUAAUAAUGGUCAUCUGCCUCUUUCUUUUUC
Molecule: messenger RNA, 1015 nt
Organism: Punica granatum (pomegranate)
Lineage: Eukaryota; Viridiplantae; Streptophyta; Magnoliopsida; Myrtales; Lythraceae
Source: RefSeq, a predicted model, not a curated record